This is a messenger RNA of Danio aesculapii, 6939 nucleotides long. RefSeq names its product sterile alpha motif domain-containing protein 9. NCBI's taxonomy places the organism in Eukaryota, Metazoa, Chordata, Actinopteri, Cypriniformes, Danionidae. The coding region runs from base 531 to 5180 and encodes 1549 amino acids. The transcript is spliced from 15 exons. The record is from RefSeq and is a predicted model, not a curated record. Gene Ontology annotation, cellular component: cytoplasm.
GGAAACAGGACAGACGGGCUGAGGUUUCGUUUUAGCAUUUGUGCUUCAUAUGAUGCCAAUGCCUUGUUUUUUUCCCCGGAAAUCAAUAAGGUGUGGGUCACGCGGUGUGAAGUGCCGAACAUCCAACAGGAAAAUUAUUUGAAUAUGGUAUUUUGUGCUGUAAAUAGUAAUUCAUCACCCACCGUAUAACGAAAUGGCGUUAUUGUGUCUGUGGGUGGGGCUGAACACAGGAACUUAACCAACUGGUUCUGGAAUACUGUAAAGUGUGUACUGCAAACACUUCUAUUGGAGGAACAAAAUCCCACACAUCAGACAUAAUCAGAAGGAACACUCUAUACCGCAGCAAAAGGGCCAAAUGAUUAUUGAGAAGAAACUUUCGGGGAGCUGCUGGGAUUUUAGAGAUGCUAAGAUUUGAGGAGAUUGAGAGAUGCCGAAACAGUGGAUACCAGAGCAAUGCCACUUAAGCUGUGCUCCAGAGGUUGAGGGUAAGAUUCAGUCCAUUAAUACCAGAUGACUUGAACAAUCCAGAGAUGGAAGGUCAAACUAUACCUUCAUUUAAGGGCGGGACAAUUCAUAUCUCGCCCGAGGUCAUAGAAUCCCUUUCACUUCUUGACAUUGUGUGGUCCAACAAGUUCGAGAACGAGAACAUUGAUGCAGAUGAUGCCAAGCAAAAAGAAGCUGAUUUUCUGAAAGGAGCUCCACCCCAGUGGCUGCAUUUUUAUUGGUCAGAGAAAGAAGACCGACAUUUUGUCAAACGGAAUGGCUACAACAAUUUGGUAGAAUUAAUCAACAAAAACAAAAGGAAAAUAUGGAGUGUCAUCGAUAUGCAUUUGGUUUACCAACCCGGGAGUGGAGGGUCAACCCUGGCGAUGCAGGUUCUAUGGAAAUUUCAUAAGGAAUUCAGAUGUGCCAGAGUUACAAACUCUUCCCUGGAUGUCGCAGAGCUUUCAAAGCAAGUAGUCAAGUUUUUUAUGGUGGGAGAUGAUCAGGAUCAGAACACUGUGCUGCUUUUACUGGACAUCAAGGAAAAGAUGAAUGAAGAUCAGCCAUUUAAGAGAAUUCUACAGGACAGCCUGAUCAAGGAAAUCAAUGGGCAGAACAUCAAAGCAAACAUUCCAGUUGUGAUCAUUUUAAAUUGCAGCAUAAUGGACUUCACAAGAACAGAUACACUGAGCCUUGAAGCAAACUUGACUGAAGAUGAAGAAAUAAAACUAAGGGAAAAGCACAACCAAGUUACUACAAAGCACAAGGAGCAUGAACGAUUCAGGGGCUUCAACAGAAUGCUUGGGAAUUUUAGUCUGUUACAUGAUCGGUCAGUGCAAAAACGCAUUGAAACUUUCACACACUCCCCAGAGUGUUGCAUGAUCUCAACGCCAAAUGGUGCCCAAAUCCCAGUAAAGUAUUCAGCUUUCUCCACAUGCUCCCUUGAAAUAAUAUGGGCAAACAUGUACCAAGAUGUGCCAUUGGAUCAUUUGUGUGCUGAGGAGUUGGAGAGCGAGUUUCUUAAAGGGGGUCAACCACAAUGGGGGGACUUUUACAGCUCAGAGCAUCAAGGCACCUUGUUUGUCAAAAGAGACCUCUAUAAAUCCUUGAUCCAGCAGAUUAAUGUGCAGAGAAGAGGCCAGUGGAAUGUGACAACCAUCAAUCUGUUUCACCACCCAAAGAGUGGUGGAUCAACUCUUGCCAUGCAAGUGCUGUGGGACUUGAGGAAACAUCUCAGAUGUGCCAAACUGAAAUCCAAAACAACUGACGCGAUGAUUAUCAAAGAUGACAUCAUCAGAUUAGCCAAAGAGGGAGGGGUGAAGCAUCAAAACACUGUGCUUCUCCUGCUGGAUGUAGGGGAUGGAGGAAACAGAAUAGCAUACCGUUUGCAGAAAGAGCUUGACAAGAGAAUUGCGGGAGAUAACUUUCCAAUGCUCAUCAUACUGAAUGUUGCAAGCAAGACAACAAUUCCCAAAAGCACCAGUGUGAAACUAAAAAUGGAGCUGUUACCCGAUGAAAUGAUCAUGUUUAAGGAACACAAGCCAGUGAUCAGGGAGGCACAUGGGACAGAUUCUGAGAGCUUUCACAGCUAUAACAUAAUGUAUGGAAACUUCAAAAAAGAUUUGGUCAAAAAGGUCAUCGGUAAGGACCUGGAGAAUUAUGUUAAACACAAUAAGGCUUCCCCAAACACAAAACUCUUCUCGUUUUUAGCCCUGCUGAAUUCAUAUAUUCCGGGCUCCUACCUGCCUGAAAGAUUGUGUUUGGAAUUCUUUGCAAGUCAAGGUUCUCAUGCAGGUGACACAAUCAAACACAUGAUGACUCCCUUCAUGGAUCUUUUGGUGAUAUACAGUGCAGAGCACUGUGAGGACAAAUGUGUCCGCAUUGCACACCCUAUGAUUGCUGAUGCAUGCAUCCACAAACUGUUUACCUUGUCUAUACAGAGAGGUGAAAUAACGCACAAUUUUUUGUACUUCAUAGUGAAAGCGUUAAAAAAGCAGGCUGACUUUCUGCACAUUUGCAAAGACAUUCUGAUCACCAGACAGAAAGGAGAUCAAGAACAUGACAAGUUUUCAAAACUCAUUCUUGACAUCAUGGAGGAAGACCUCUAUACAAACUCUGCAAACUGUGUAUCUGUGUUAGACUUUGCCUCUAAUCUGUAUCAUAAAGAUGCCUUCUAUCCACAGGCUCUAGCACGGUUCUACUAUAUUAAAUUUGCAGAUUAUACAAGGGCUGAAAGGUUUGCAGAAAAAGCCAUUCAAAGAGAUCCAAAUAAUUCUUUUAUGAGAGACACACUUGGACAAGUUUUCAAAAACAGACUGAGGAAGACCGUCAAGGAUAAAAUGUCUCCGAAUUAUUCUCGUAGAGUUUUGGAGAAUGCCGUUUCUGCUGUUAAAGCAUUCAAAGAGGAGACAAAGACAGCUGAAGAGGAGCAGAAAUCAGAUGUCAGGGACAGCAAUGCUCCUAGUACCUUUAAUAUCAGGGGCAUAUUUGGUUUCAUCCAAGUUCUCAAGAUUCUCUUUGAUGCCCUCACACAUCACAGUUCACAGUGGGCAGAAUUUCUGAGAGGGAAAACAUCUAUCACAUCUCUUGGCACUUCAUUUAGAGACCAAAAGCUGAAGAGAUACAACGAUUUCCUCAGCACCCUCAAAGAAGAAAUCAAGGAGAAAUUUCAUGUUUUUCAGUAUUACCUCACAUACUCAAAGCCAAGCAUUGACAGAGAGGAACCGCCAUACUUUUACCGAGAUGUUGAAGAUUGCUUCAAGAAAUAUGUGAUUCAACAGGAAAAGGCUGCUCAAAGUAAACUGAGAAUGCUUGAAAUAAAAAAGGCGGAUACAUUUCCAGGGUUGUUGAACCUCUUAGACCAAGACACAUCUGUGACAGAGUUAGAGGAGAUUCUCAGUCUAAUUAAUGUUAAUGAUAGCCAAAUUUACAUUCUUGCCAACAUCAUUUUGUGCAACAAGUCUCCCACAUCUCAGUCCCUCGUGCCAAAACGAGAACUUCAGUACAUGAUGUGGAGAGACUGGCAGCAAGAAAGAAAGAGAAGAAGCCCAGAGUUUUAUCUGUUGGUCCUUUUGUUGUUUUGGCCUGGAGAUGGUCAACAGAGUCAAAGUACACCAAACUCGCCAAACCUUGCAGAGUGUGUAAUAUAUAUGCACCAAGCCUUUGAGAGGACCUACAGACUGCACCUUCGCUCACGUUACCUGGUGCCCCUCUUUUUCCUUGGAAAAGGUGAUCAUUUGCAGAGAGUUGUGCAUAGAUCAAACGUAGAGCAAAAUCAGAUGGACGCUCUAACCAAAGGGGAUGAGAAAGCUGAAAUCCAGGAACUUCAACGAGUCCAAGGGGAGGUUAAAGACCACAAGGUGUUUGCUCUAAGGGGAACAGUCCAGGUUGAAGUAACUCCUCACCAUGCAGCCAGUGUACGUGGCCAAGGCCUUGUUUCAUUUUAUCUGGGCUUUAACAUCAGAGGGCCUGUAGCUUACAACAUCAGACCAUCACACAGACAGUGCCGUACAUGUGCGUCGAUUAGGGAUUCAUUCGAAUGGGACCUGAUUGAACCCUCUGUGAUCUCGAAUGAUGCACAGAUAAAGUACAGAAUAAAUCUUGGAUCGGGGUGUUAUGAGUGCAGGAGGACUGGUCUACGUGUCGAAUGCUUGUGUGAUGUUCAGCUUGAAUAUUUUAUUUGUGACUGGGAAAAUCUAAGUGAUAUUCCAGAAAUUGAGAAUUGUACACCAUGUGGCCCUUUGAUGGAUAUUGGCAUCAUCUCUGGAGAACUGAACGCAGUUUAUCUGCCUCAUUUUCUGUGUUUAGGUGGACCUCCAGUUAAAGACGACGUGAGAAUUCUCCACGUUGAAGACAGUGGAGUUUCAUUCGAGAAAUGCAAGUUAACCAGGUUCCACGCCAAACUUCUGGACCACACGUUUUCCCCUAAAGGUCUUCUUAUGAAGAGUGGACGUUCUGUGAACUAUCAUUGUGAAACGCUGAUCUACCAAACUCUCAAAUCUCACCUGACGCUUCAUGUGUACUUGAUUCCAAGUGAUAAAAAAAUGAUAGAGGCUGUUAAAGAAAAUGAGACUGAGAGCAAGGCUAUUUUAAAGCCGGGACCUGAAUGCUCGCUGCAGAUGAAGACUUGGUUUUUGAUGCGGACGCUGGAGAAAAUGAGGAAAUCUGCUUGUCAUUCUGAAGUCCUACCUGAGCAGUUACAACUCAAGUACAAGCCUAUAAAACCAAAUUUCUUUGAAGUAUUCGUUGAUGCUCCAAAAGAAGACUUUUACCUUCAGCUGAUGACGCAAAAUCAAAAGGGAGUUGUAUGGGAUGCCAAAAUACGCCAAGCUGACUAUAGUCAGAGUACUUCUUCAGUCGAUACUCGCAGAGAAUCUUAUAGCUCAAAUGAUGGAAGCAGAGAUUUCCCCAGCUCAAGCGGCAACAGAGCUGUGCAUGAGGUCCUGCUUGAGUGUCUUGAUAAUCUGAUCUCAGACGAACUGAAAAAGUUUAAAUGGCAUUUGAGUAAUGGAGUGGAAACCUUCGAAAAAGUUACGAAAAGUUCACUGGAGAAUUUAGAAAGAUGUGAGGUUGUGACAUGUUUAAUCGAUCAAUAUAAAGAGAGUGGGGCUCCUAAAGUUACUGCAAUAAUUUUGCGAAAAAUGCAGAAGAACAACAUUGCAAAUUGCCUGGAGGAGAAACUUUAUGCGAGGAGCUAAAAUGUUGUAUAUUUCAUGCAAAGAAAAUUUGUUUUAUUUUUUGUUAAAAGUCCCAUUAAAUUAAUGCCAGUGUUUGCUUGUCAUAUUCUUAGCUAUGCAGUGAUUUGAUUUAGAAUAAUACUUAUAAUAAUAAUAACAAAGAAAAUCUUUCUACCAGAUUUUCAAUUGAUAUUAAAGGUGCAGCAGGUGAUUGUCUUCAGAUACACUGUUGUUGUGCAGGUUGAAAGUCUCUUCACAUUCUGAAAGUAAAUAAUCUAAAUUUGUUUAUAGGUCUUUCUAUAUUCUGGGUAAGGCAUACAACUAAAAAAAUGCUCAUCCAAUUAAAUAUUUUAUUUUGUAAUGUCUUGUCUUCCUAUGUCCUGCCUUGCCUCCCACCAUGUGCGCCUUUGUGUGUACUUGCACUAGGCUAUAUGAGUGCUCCGAAUCAGGCCCAGAUACUGUCACUUUUGGUGGAUCUGUUCAGCACAUGAUGUGACUGUGUCACUGCAUAUCAAACCUUUUAAAAUACAAAACAAUAUCACUAAAGCUAGAUCCACUGUGCUGAACGAGAGCAGUUAAACUGAACAGAGCAUAAUCGAUGACAGAAGCUUGCUCCGGCCCAGAAGGUAAAAUGCAGUGUGAGUGCAGGAGAGGGGAUGGAGGACAUUUAUGCCUGAGCAUGGUUCAAGACAACCGUGUCAUGUGAGUACACACCUUAGUCUUGUGUCUUGCUUCUCUUUGGUUGUGUCAUGUCAUGUGAUCCUUGGUGUUUGAUAUAAGUGCCCUCAAGUUUUCUUGUUCCUGGUCUAGCUUUGUGUAACCGCUGUCGGUGAGGUUGUUGUGUUUGCUUUGCCAUGAGUUUAUUUCUGGUCAAAUUCAUGUCUUGUAUUAUGAUAAGUUUAGUGUUAAGUUCUUGUUUAGCUCUUUUUGCUAAUAAACUGCAUUUGGGUGCUAUAUGCUCGCAUUCAGUGGAAUUCAUUACAGAAAGCUAGACCUGAAACAGCUGGACCUCCAGUAAAAGACGACGUGAGGAUUCUCCAUGUUGAAGACUGGAGUUUCAUUCGAGAACUGCAAGUUAACCAGGCCGAUGACAUGAAAUCUCUGAUCGGUUUGGAAAAAUACAACAUCAUCCUUAAGUUAAAACCAACACAAGCGCAAAUGAGAACGCUUCUGGGUUUUCUGUCAGCGCCUAGACUGAAAGAGACAUUUUACCAAAGCCUUUUAAAACACGAGCGCUGUCUUGUUGAAGAUUUGGAGCAUUCUGGGUAGACUCUCUUCUGUGUCAGUGCCAAGAUUAUAUAAUGGGUUAUAGUUAUUUUACAGCAGAUCAUUCUGAUGGAUAAAAUAGUAAGAUCUGGAAUUUAAUGAGGCGUGUAGUGUCAACUUAAUGAACAGUCCAGUUAGUGCUGAGUAUUUUCUGCUUCUGUUUGACAUUGAUGGUCAUGACGUUAUUGAAUAUUUCCAGAUCUCCACAUUUGAGUCUGUCUGCCUGGAUGCUCUGCUUUUUGUCCAUAAAUCUUCCCCCUCCAUCCUUCUCACUAAACCUCCAGUAAUGUUUGGGUGUCGUGUCUUUUAUUUUGUAGUUUAGUGUUGUCUUCCUGUUGUAGUCUCCUAGUGUCAUGGUCCCAUUGGUCGUUUCAUGUCUUGUGGUCCAUUUAGUUUAGGUUUGGCCCUCAUGCUUCAAUCGCUUCUCGUUUGGCUUUACUUUGUGCAACCCUGCUGUCGGGAGUUGUGCUGUCAUUUUAUGCUUUGAUCAAGCCAAGUUUGUGAUUAAGAUAUG